Dermacentor silvarum is the source of this 5057-nucleotide messenger RNA. Its product is annotated as peroxynitrite isomerase THAP4. The transcript has 7 exons. The coding region runs from base 83 to 1426 and encodes 447 amino acids. The record is from RefSeq and is a predicted model, not a curated record. NCBI's taxonomy places the organism in Eukaryota, Metazoa, Arthropoda, Arachnida, Ixodida, Ixodidae.
UUUUUUAUUCUGUGGUGCACGCAUAUUCUAUUCUGUGGUGGUUCAUAUUCUAUGGUGCAGUUGGUUCUUUAUUCUAUGGUGCAUGUAUGUAGUACUAGCGUCAUCUGCACUGAAAGAGUUUCCGCCACAUUUUUCAAAGUUGGUUCUAUGCCAAUUUUUUCUCCCGCUUCAUGUCGUGAUGCCAGGCUGCUGUGCGUACGGUUGCCGAAACCGCAGUGGUGAAGAGAAAAAGCUUUUUUCAAUACCUAGGAGCUCGCAGGACCAAGCUCGCAGAACUGAAUGGCUUCGGAGGAUUAACAGGGCCAACUUCAACCCAUCGCGCCGUUCGGUGCUCUGUGAGGACCACUUUACGGAUGACCAGUUUGAGCCCCUUGUGCUGGAGCGGUAUGGGGUCAAGAAGCUGCGCCGUGAUGCUGUCCCUACUAUCUUCUGCUACGACAAGAGUGCCAAAACCAGCUCUGUUAAGGUUCUUGCCAAAAAACGCAUACGGACGACCAAGAACAGCUGUUUCUACAGACCCAGGUUGAAGAAGAAAGCACCGCUAGAGACCCUGCAGGAAAGCCAGAGCCAGCCAGGCGAAAGCGUGGUUCACAUCAAUGUGGAUGAUGGGGUGCUACAGCUACAAGAAGCACUGCCAAUGUCUGUUGAAUCCUCGAGCAAAGACUGGCUCUCCAGCUCUUCGAACCAAAGUUUGGCGCCUACUGGAUGCCAGCAAGCUGCCAGACCAGACAAAACGCAACUAGUGCAAGGAAAAAAUGUUGCUGCUGUUAGUCUCCCAAACGAGGACUGUGCCGGAGUUGAAAUGGGAGACCGACAGGGGGUAGCGGGAAAGACGGGAGCAUGCUCGUCCAGUCUCGUUCACGUAACGACAGUGUGCAGCAGUACAGCAAAUGGUAGGCAAACAGCGGGUGCAGUUGAAUCGUACAGCUUCCCUGCUUGGCCAAGCGAGAAUACAGAGCGUGCAACUGCUGUAGGUGGACACGACCACGAGGCGAAACCAGUGACACCUGGAGGGGGGGCACCCGAGGUAUUUGUCACUUGCCUGAUCCCUGCUGGCAUUGAAAAUGGAACCCAUCAGAAAGGGAGAGACGAAUGUGCCAGCAGUUUCGCCCUGUGCCAGAGCUCAGCCUGCUCAGAUGUCCAAUCCGAGCCCCAGCAUGACACUGGUCAAGAAGACGCACCAGCGCGUCUUCCACUGCCCUCGGGCAACGACACUGUGCAAGGACGGGAAUCGGCAGCGGAGUACCGCAGUAAAGGCCACAGUGGUGGCAGCAAGCACCAUUGUUGCUGGUCUGAGACCCAUCCGCCCGAAACAAGCUUUAGCCGGCGAUAUUCAGAAGGCCUCGGGAUCCACUGGUGCGGGGACUGUAAACUGGCUAGGGAGCAGGACAGUGCAGACACAAGUGGCGGUAGAAGCCAGUGCUGAUAGUAGUACAGUGCAACGAUUGGUCCGAGCAGGUCUCGGUGGUGGACAGCAGUGCGAGGCCGCUCAAGCAAAAAAUCUGCGGAUGCCGAGAGAUUGUGUUGAUGGGCACCAAACCAGCAUGCAAAACCUGGCAGAUGAUACAGGACAUAAUGAAACAGAUGGGCAUCAUCAGUCGCUGUUCAGUGGCAGUGUGGGAGAUGUGAAUGUGUGCCAAAGUGAAACGGGAGCCGCUGGACCUAGCAGCCUUCCCAGUUCCAUCAAAAUAAGUUCGGUCUACACUCUUGUGGGUGAUGGGCACCAGCAUGCAGUGAGUACUGAAGAAAGAGGGAAGGAAUUGAUGAUCAACGGUCCUACCGUUAACCUUCAAGGAGGAGUUGCCACAGACUCAGCUCGGCUUACAGUCAGAUCACAAGAAGCAGGAGAAGAACCAAUCCAUGCAACUGAUUUUCAAAGGUCGGACAACCCCUUGUCUUCACUGGAGCAUGUGGUUGACGUUAAUGAUCCUGAUCCGAAGAGCGACAUUACCCUCGGACAUCACAACACUGAAGUAGAGAUGGUUGCAUAUAGAUUGAAUCCACUGUUCAAUAUCGUGCAACCAGCCCUUUUUGUAAUGCCUUUGUUUUUUCCGCAGACCUGAAAGUUCACAAACGUGCAUAAGACUGCAUCACUUGUCAUGAUGACACUUUGUUACACAUUUAAACCAGCUAGUCAUGAAUGUGUACACUGUAUUUGGAAAUGCAGGAAAAAAAAAUAUGCUGUUAUCUUUGUGCAUAGGAUAAUUGUGCAAGUAGUGCCAGCUAUUACAAAGUUAUGUGUGAUAUUUUUAUGUGUACUUUAUGAGCCUUCAGAAGCUCUAGAUCAGCAAUUAUGGUGCAAUAAAUGUUCUGCCUACUAACCUUUCACAACAUGCCAGCUGUCCAGCUCAUACUUGAUGCCUGGCUCUCUUUCCCCGAUAUGUUUGCGAAUCCCGGGGUGUCUGACGGUGGUCACAGUUGAAACCUUCAGGUCUUUGGAGUGCAGUUCACCAAGGCAUUGCACGAAGCCUACUUUUUCCAUUUGCGGGCUUGUUUUCACCUGUGGAUUCUACAACAACAACAAAGUAAGGCAGUAAUGCUUCAGACAUAAAAAUUAAACCAGAAUUGUGCGACCUUGCAGAACACAACCCAAUUUCCAGCGAAGCUGUUCAUUUUAAGUAGUUGCCAUAAAUGUUUCAGUUGCCUGUAAUUAAAUCACAUACUUGGAACCUCGCCCGCAUAGGACUUCUGAAACUUUACACGCAUGUAAUGCUCUAUAGCACAUGUUAAGGAAUUUUAACAAAUGCAGUAAAUAAUCAACAUACAAUGUAUUAGGCAGGACAUUGGUCACAGUACUCGUAAAAAAAGAAUACUCGUAAAGCUCCAGAGGACUUGAUCAUGUAAUUCAUUGCAAAGGCACUAACUAACUAAGCUGUGGCGUUUUUCACUGGUCGAUCUGGAGCGGCCGCCGAAAUCCUGGAGCGAGCGCUCGCAAUUCACCAACCCUAAUCUGCGAGCGGAGAGCGAAAAUGCUCCGCGCCGAAUCGUACAGGAAGUCUGCGCACAUACGUCACAAAAAUCGACUUCCACUCUGCAUGUUUCUAUGGCCACCAAGAUCGCCGUCCCCCAGCGAGCGGAAGUGACGUACCUUUCGUCCUAUUUCCGCCCCAAUCCGCGCCUCGGCAGCGGAGCAAGUGAGAGCGAUCCGGCGUGGAGCGAGUUGAUCCGAAACGACCAGUGAAAAGCGCGAACCCGCUCCAUCUCGACCAGUAAAAUUCGGAUUCGCAGCCGUGGAGCAAAAAAUCCUGCUCCCGAUUGACCAGUGAAAAACGCCAUAAGCUGCAUACUUCAUAUUUUGUGCACAAAUUAUCCUUUGCAUGCCUUGUUGCCUUGUUGAAUUCAUCGACAACACCGGACAGAGUAAUUGCAUACCACUUAUCAGGUGUGGAAAAACAGGACAAACGAGCAUUUGCUAAAUAUUUGUGAUGCUCCAACGAAGCCAUGAAUGCAAAAAUUUCGCCAGAGAUUGCACAUAUUACGCACCUCACUUUUAACAAAAAUUUUCAAUAAAAGAUGAAAUUUAAGUUAUUUCUUAUUGCUAUCGCUUUUUGGCACAUAGGGAAACAUGCUGAGAACGGCGUUGUGACACUUCUGAGCAAUUGGUGCAAAAAUUUUUUUUUACAAAAGCAGUACUUGAAGCGCAUGCACAUAACUUGGUAGACACAUUUGCAAUGGCGUUCUCUUUAGAAUUCGGUAUCGCUUGCACUUGUAGUUACACCAGGGUAGCUGACGAAAUUUUGCGCUAAUUGGAGAAAAUACUCGUAAAGCUCCAGGGCACUUCAUCAGUAUUUUAUGACAAAGACUGUACUUAAGCUGCACAUUUGAAAUUUUGUCCACACUGCCCAUUACAUGUGCCAUAGCUGCUUCAAAUAUAAACAAGGGGGCUUGUACAGUUCAUCGAGGACACUGGACAAAGUAAUUCUAUGCCAUAUCAGGUGAGGAAAAAGAGUUUAAGAAGCAUUCAAUAAUUAUUUUCAGUGCUUCUAUUCAAUACAGAAACAUGACAUUUUUGUGAGUGUAGAAGUGACAUUUCCUCCAUGAAAAUAUUAUUCAUGACAUGGAAAGUGCGCAGUGCAGAAUUUAUUACUUGAGUGAAAUUGUAGUGUGCCAUCGCCACUACACGGUGAGCAAUUGACACAGCACACACUGCUGUCCGUCUGAGUGCUGCAGCUCCUUGUGUCGAUCCUUCACUGCUCACCUAUGGCGGAGGACCAAAGCUCAGUUAUAAAUAUGUGGAAAAAAAUUUCGCAUGGAACCGAAACGCUGAUACAGAAUGUAAAAUAAAUGCAAAGACAUGGAGAUAAACAAUGAAAAUGGCAGUCAUAAAUGUACUAUGGACGAAUGCCACUGUAGCUAGUGCUGCGUCUUAGUUCUUAGAUAGUACCAGUAAUUAUGACACAAUUUACAAAAAAUUUUAUUCUAAACAUCACACACAGACCAGGGUCUCUUUUGACAGACACAGAUGCUUUGUUGGCGCAGCUGGUACAAUGCAAUUCAGAAAAUCUAGAAGAAAUGCAGCGAAAGUAGGGGAAGGCAGUGUGCAUUACAAAUUACGUAGAAGCUUUGACAGCCUCUGUUUAGAUGAGCCAACCCCAUCAUGAAGAAAAUGUGUGCCAUCUCAUGCAUAAAGUCAAAGUGCAGCUGCACACCACUGUUGUGCACAGUGCCACGGAGCACAGUCACGAAGUUCAUGCUGUAGCUGGCACAAGUGGCCCAGUGGCAGUUUAAGAUAACGCAACACAAUUUCACUGGGGAUUCGAAGUGCCAUCCAGUGGCAGCUCAAUUAUUACAAACUCUCAAAUCGGUGCCUUGGGCUACACUUCAAUUUCUCAUAUGAAACUGCUAUACUUCGGGCAGAAUGAGUGUUGGGGUUACCAGGAGAAUUGUAGAUUACAGAGUUUAAGAGUGGCUCACAAAGAGGUGAACGAAGGUCGAUCCAAAUAGGUCGUGAAGCUUCGGGCUGAAAGGGGUUCAGAACGAAUUGUCACCGACAUCGGCAAGGGUGGUUAUGGGAGCAGCGAUUGAAGCGCGACUAUGUUUGGAGGGAACAAAGCGUU